This is a messenger RNA of Anopheles aquasalis, 912 nucleotides long. RefSeq names its product translocase of inner mitochondrial membrane 23 (gene Tim23). Gene Ontology annotation, cellular component: TIM23 mitochondrial import inner membrane translocase complex. Gene Ontology annotation, biological process: protein import into mitochondrial matrix. Lineage: Eukaryota; Metazoa; Arthropoda; Insecta; Diptera; Culicidae. The record is from RefSeq and is a predicted model, not a curated record. Gene Ontology annotation, molecular function: transmembrane protein transporter activity.
GUUAUCUGGGUUGUCAAAAUCACCAAAACCAAACAAAAAAUAUCGUCCUCGUUUUCGCUUAACUUUGGUGCAACUAAUUUCGAUCGGCAAAUUCCAUCAUCAUAAAACAAGUGCGACAUGAGUGACGAGUACCUGAGCAAGCCCCUAUCCUUCGGAGCACCAGAAUCGCGCGGAAUCGCCGGAACUCCACAGCUGCAGCCUCUGUCACCCUAUCUGAAUUAUGAUUCGCGUUUGCUGCAGGCCCAGCCCGAGUUCAUCUUUCCGGAAGGAGCGUCAAAGCAACGGGGCCGUUUCGAACUCGCCUUCUCGCAGAUUGGCUCUUCAGCUAUGAUCGGCGCGUGUAUCGGGGGCAUGGGCGGAUUGUACAACGGGCUCAAUGCGACAAAAUUGGCCAACCAGACCGGCAAGCUUCGUCGAACUCAAUUGUUAAACCAUGUGAUGAAACAAGGAGCAGCGACCGCCAAUACGCUUGGCACGAUAGCGGUUAUGUAUUCGGCCUUUGGUGUGCUCUUGCAGUGGGCACGAGGAGAAGAUGACGAAUUCAACACUAUCGCCGCGGGUGGUGCUACAGGCUUGCUUUACAAAUCCUCUGCUGGCAUCAGGAAGUGUGCCUUGGGCGGCGGCGUUGGCUUAGCUCUAACCUCUUUAUACGUUCUAUGGAACAUGACAGGCGGAGGAUCACGAAAACUAAGCGACUUAAAGUCCCAAUAUAUAUAAAAAGGGAGCAGAAUAGGAUAAUCAGGACUAAAGAUCAUUGGCUAAUAAGGCCAAGCAGCAACAGGAAGCGAGCAUUAAACUCAUUUUCUCAGUGGAGGCUCGUUCCGUGUGUACUAGUUCAGUAAAAAGGUACUUCUGUAAGAUGUGUUCCAAACAUAGCCCUUUACCAAUAAACAGACAACAAUCCCUACAAUA